Ricinus communis (castor bean) is the source of this 2552-nucleotide messenger RNA. RefSeq names its product L-type lectin-domain containing receptor kinase IV.2. Gene Ontology annotation, molecular function: protein kinase activity; carbohydrate binding; ATP binding. The coding region runs from base 215 to 2227 and encodes 670 amino acids. The transcript has a single exon. Gene Ontology annotation, biological process: protein phosphorylation. The record is from RefSeq and is a predicted model, not a curated record. Gene Ontology annotation, cellular component: plasma membrane. Lineage: Eukaryota; Viridiplantae; Streptophyta; Magnoliopsida; Malpighiales; Euphorbiaceae.
GUGGGCAUUCUAUAUUCAUAGUUUUUGACCCUUGACUAGGAUCCAGCAUGAAUAAUGGAUGAAUUGGUUAAUACUUCUUGCUUAAACUGCAAUAACUUAAAGAAAAUGUAUAAUUACCUUCGACACAGCUUUGACAAGUAUUUCAGCCUAUGAUCUGAACUCACAACAGAAGUUUUUGAUUAAUUGAGCAAGCCGAUUACCUUUGCUUCCCCCCAUGUUUUCAGUGUUCAGGUUGCUGCUUAUUGUACUUCUCAAUUCUGUUUUCUUGAAACACUCAGGAUUUGCUCAAGAUAGAAACCAGUUCAUCUACCAUGGCUUCAACGAAUCCAACCUGAAUCUCAACGGGAUUGCAAAAAUUCACCCCAAUGGCCUAUUGGAGUUAACAAACAUUUCAUACUACCAAAUUGGCCGUGCUUUCUUUCCGUUCCCUCUCAAGUUCGAUAAGUCUUCACCCAAAAAUGCUGAGUCUCUCUCAUUUUCUACCAGUUUCGUUUUUGCCAUUGAUCCUGAGAUUCCUACUCUUGGGGGCCAUGGGCUUGUUUUUACUAUAUCUCCAACUGUGGAGUUUAUAGGGGCUCUGGGGAUACAAUACUUGGGACUCUUUAAUUCAUCAACCAAUGGCCGGGACUCAAACCAUGUCUUUGCUGUUGAGCUUGACACUAUAUGGACUCCUGAUUUUAGAGACAUCAAUGACAACCAUGUUGGGAUUGAUGUGAAUGGCUUGAUAUCUAAUGCAUCAGCCUCAGCAACAUACUUUUCAGACAAUCAAAACAAGAGCUUAGAGCUCAUAAGUAGAAGUCCAAUGCAGGUGUGGAUAGAUUAUGAUGCUGUGGAGAAGUUACUGAAUGUAACACUAGCGCCUAUAACAAGCAAGAAGCCAGAAAAGCCUCUCUUGUCAACAACUAUUGAUCUUUCUAUAGUACUCUUGGAUUCUAUGUAUGUUGGUUUUUCUUCAUCUACAGGAUCUAUGGCAAGCUAUCAUUAUAUUCUUGGUUGGAGCUUCAACAGAAGUGGGCCCGCACAAAGUCUUGAUAUGUCAAAGCUUCCUUCCCUUCCACCGAAACCAAAAUCAGGUAAAAAACCAAAUUUAAGAAUUAUGAUCCCGUUGAUAACAGCAAGUAUUGUUCUAAUCACAAUCUUUGGAGCUGUCUAUAUAAAGAGGAAGAAAUAUGAAGAAUUGCAUGAAGAUUGGGAACAAGAAUAUGGCCCGCAAAGAUUCUCUUACAGAGAUCUCUACAGAGCAACAAAAGGAUUCCAAGACAAAGAACUUCUGGGAUCUGGGGGUUUUGGAAAGGUUUAUAAAGGAGUUUUACCUUCUUCCAAUACACAAGUUGCAGUCAAGCAGUUUUCCCAUGGUUCCCAACAAGGAAUGAAGGAAUUUGUAGCUGAAAUUGCCAGCAUGGGCAGGCUACGACAUAGGAAUCUGGUUCAGCUUCUAGGCUAUUGCAGGCGAAAGAGAGAGCUGCUCUUGGUAUAUGAUUAUAUGCCAAAUGGGAGCCUUGACAGAUUCCUAUUUCAGAAUGAUACACUAAACCUGAAUUGGGUUCAACGACAUCAGAUCCUGAAAGGAGUUGCAUCUGCUCUUCUUUACCUCCAUGAAGAGUGGGAUCAAGUUGUUCUACACAGAGAUGUGAAAGCUAGCAACGUUAUGUUAGAUGCUGAACUUAAAGGAAGGUUAGGAGACUUUGGAUUAGCUAAAUUCUAUGAUCAUGGAUCACUUCCACAAACAACACGUGUUGUUGGAACUAUAGGAUAUCUUGCACCAGAGAUUUCAAGAACUGGCAGGUUCACAACCAGCAGUGAUGUUUUUGCUUUUGGAACACUUAUACUGGAAGUGGCUUGUGGAAGGAAGACUAUAGAGCCAGAAAGACCCCCCAGGGAAGUGAUUCUGGUAGACUGGGUUCUUGAAUGUUGGAAAAAAGGUGUCAUUCUUGACACAAGCGAUCCUGAAUUGCAAGGUAAGUAUAUGGCGGAGGAAAUGGAAUUUGUUUUGAAGCUAGGCCUGCUUUGUGCUCACCCUGCGCCAGCAGUCAGGCCUACUAUGAGGCAAGUGAUGCAAUAUCUAGAUGGAAAGGCCGACUUACCAGAUAUACCACUGAAUAGUCCUCGUACAGGGUUGGUCCUAGUUAACCAGAAUGAAGCUGAGGAUUGCAUUUUAUCAUCUGUAGCAUCUUACGAGUACUCUAGUUUGUCUAUCACUGCCUCAGUCCUCAGCACUGGUCGCUGAAUCUGCACAAUUUCACGACAUAGGAGGUAAGCAUUCCUUAAACCAAGGAGGGACUGUUCAUGUUUGGCCUACAGUUGCAAGCUUGGAAUUGGUUCCACCAAUUUGAUGCCGUGAAAUUGGCGAAGCUGAACCUUGAGGAAUAUGCUGUAAAUAUUUCAGAUGUUUCUGUAAAAAUUUAUUACGUACUAAAAGGGCAUCCUUAGGUUCCUGAUUGUACCUAUUAAAAAAAUUAUGUUAGUUUUGGGUUAUCUAUUGCUAAUGUUAGGAGUUUGUUAUACUUUAACCAUAAAUAAUAACAUAAAAUUAGUUGAUAUGUAUUUUAAUA